Messenger RNA from Hansenula anomala, 894 nucleotides. RefSeq names its product Lsb5p (gene LSB5). Gene Ontology annotation, biological process: actin cortical patch localization; actin filament organization; endocytosis. Gene Ontology annotation, cellular component: actin cortical patch. Gene Ontology annotation, molecular function: phosphatidylinositol binding; ubiquitin binding. The annotation marks the transcript as partial. The record is from RefSeq and is a predicted model, not a curated record. The transcript is spliced from 2 exons. Lineage: Eukaryota; Fungi; Ascomycota; Saccharomycetes; Phaffomycetales; Wickerhamomycetaceae.
AUGGGUGUAUUCACUGAUCAUCCACAUACUGCGAUCACUGAAAAGAUCAAUUCCAUCAUUGAGACAGAUUUGGAACCUGAUAUCGAGUUACCAGAACUUAUAAACACCAUCAAGUUACAGUAUUCAGGAGCUAUUGAAGCAGCUAGAGCAAUUCGUAAAAAAUUGAAAUAUGGUCAAUCGAAAGAACAAUUCAAGAGUUUGGAUUUGCUUAAUGCAAUGGUUGUUAAUGGUGGUAGACAAUUAGAAGAGCUAUAUAAUGACAGAAAGUUGUUGGAAAGAUUAAAGCUGAGUGCAACAGACCCUCAAAUUAAUACAAAAUUGAGAAAAAAGAUUAUUAUAUUGGCUAUCUCUUGGAAUGAAAACUUUUCUGAUAAAAAGUACUAUCAAGGUAUUGCUGGGUUAAAGAAACAGAUUCCUACAAAGAGUUAUAAACGUAAGAAAUCAACAACUGAAACUGGAAGUUCUUCAAAUUUCAUGAAUGAUGAAGCUUAUAAUAGUAGAUCCAGAACAAACACUAGUCAAAAUGUUGAUCCAAAUGUUAAAUAUAAAAUUCCAAAAAUCAAUUUACAGAAAGAAUCUCCAAAGAUCAAGUUAUUAAUUGCUGAAGCCUCACAAGCCUCCAUAAAUUUGAGUAAUUCCCUAAAAAGCGUCAAUGUUGCUAAGGGUGAAACAUCAACAGAUAAUGUCAAAGCUACUCAAUAUUUCGAUAAAUCAAGAAUCAUUAGAAGAAAAAUUUUGCAUUAUCUACAAUUAGUUGAUUCUGAAGAAUUUUUAGGAAGUUUGAUCCACGCCAAUGAAGAAUUAGUUCAAGCCUUACAACAAUAUACAGAAUAUGCAGCAAAGAUAACCAGUCAUGAUUCAGAUGAUGAAAGUUUAAGCUCUUAUGAAUCAGGA